GCUGCGCAUGCGCGGUGCGCGGGCCGUUUCCAUGGUAGCGGAGCCAACAGGGAGGUGCCGCCAUGAGCCCGCCCGAGGUGGAGCCGCUCGUGUGCCACAAAUAUGAGAUCAAGAGGCGCUUGGGCAAGGGGGCCUAUGGCAUCGUCUGGAAAGCAAUUGACCGCAAGACAGGAGAAACAGUUGCUAUUAAAAAGAUUUUUGAUGCUUUCAGGAACAGAACGGAUGCUCAGAGAACAUUCCGAGAGAUUAUGUUCCUGCAGGAAUUUGGAGAACAUCCAAAUAUCAUCAAACUGCUCGAUGUUAUCCAAGCUGAGAAUGACAAGGACAUCUACCUCAUCUUCGAGUCCAUGGAGACAGAUUUACAUGCUGUAAUUAAGAAGGGGAAUUUGCUGAAAGACAUCCACAAGUGUUACAUUCUCUACCAACUCCUGAAGGCAACUAAAUUCAUCCACUCAGGGAAUGUUAUUCACAGGGAUCAGAAGCCUUCCAAUAUCCUGCUGGAUGCACAGUGCUGUGUGAAGCUCUGUGACUUUGGACUGGCCCGCUCCCUGCGGCAGCUGARUGAGGAGCAGGCAGCCCCUGUGCUGACCGAGUACGUGGCCACACGCUGGUACCGGGCUCCGGAGAUCUUACUGGCCUCUCGCAGUUACACUAAGGGUGUAGACAUGUGGAGCAUUGGCUGUAUUCUAGGAGAGAUGCUGCUUGGAAAACCCCUUUUUCCUGGAACAUCAACAAUGAAUCAAAUAGAKCAGAUCCUGAGGGUUAUCCCUGCUCCGUCCCCAGAAGAUAUUCUGGCUCUGCGGUCGGAGUACAAGGCCUCAGUUAUUAACCACAUGAGUUCCCGGCAGCGAGUAGCAUUUGAGGAGAUUUUCCCACCCUCUACUCCACUGCCUGCCUUGGAUCUGCUGAAGAAACUUCUUGUAUUUAACCCUGACAAACGGCUCACAGCAGAGGAGGCUCUGAAGCAUCCUUAUGUGAACAGAUUCCACUGUCCUGCCAGGGAGCCCUCUUUGGAUUUUGAUGUCAUCCUUCCAUUGGGUGAUGAUGUCCAGCUGUCUGUGGCAGAAUAUCGAAAUAAAUUAUAUGAGAUGAUCCAUGAAAAGAAGUCAAAGAGCCUUCCAAAGGAGCAAGGGCAGAGAGAAAACAUUCAGCUGAGCCAGUCUGAAUCCAGCACACUUCUACCAAGUUUCAGUUCAGUGACUGUACCUGCCAGGAAAGGCCAGCAAGAACCAACACCCCCUCUUCUAAACCCUUCACAUGUGCACACUGGAGGCACAGCUGGGGUCCAGCCAACUGAAUUCAGCCAGAGCAAGGAUUUGGCCAGAACUGUGUGUCAGAAAUCACAGAAUAGUGUGAUGGUGUACAACCCCAUCACACACACCACUGUGCAGAGAAAUGCAAAUCCUGGCACUGGGAUCAGGAACUGUUCUGCACCACCUCAACAGUCCAGAAUCUCCAACAAUGGGAAACUAGGGAGACAAAUCACAUGGCCAAAUGCUCAGCUCUCUCCUACAAGUGUGCAAAACCUCUACAAUAAUCCCAGAAACCCUCAGUGUCACAACAAAGAUGUUCAUCCCCUUCUGAAGCCCAGUAAAAAGAUGUUCCAGAUCACCGCAAAUGUGGGAGCUGCGGGUGAUCCGAGGGCAUCGAUGGGCAGCUACUCCCAGGCCUAUGGAACCAUCAGUAAAUCUGCACUGCAGAGUCUUCCGAUAGCAAAGGCCUCCACAAACCCUAAGCAGUGAAUGUGGAGGUGUUCCAGACAGGUGAAGUACAGUUCAUCCCUCAGCCCCUGACUAAGCAAGGGCAGCAGGGGAGAACAAAACAUGAGGAAAUGCUUUAUUCGCUGCAUAGGACAAUGUCCUCCUUUCCUCUGGACAAGCCAACAGGAAAGGGAAUCCAAUCCCUCUGCCUUUCARUCUCAGCAGGCAAGAACACAGCAUGUUUGCUCUCACACCAUGAGAACAGUGAAUGCUGCCAAUUCAUAUUCCCUGUUUAAAUUACUGCAAAAAUUCACAGAAAACUGCAAUGUUCUCAUACUUGAGUGGUUUUUAGACAUAUUCAGGGUCCAGGGGAACCUCCUGAAGUUCAACAUGGGCAAGUGCAAGGCCAAGAAAAUGCUCUGAGGGCUUGAGCCCCUCUGCUCCGGAGACAGGCUGGGAGAGUUGGAAGUAUCCAGCCUGGAGGAAAGAAGGCUCCGGGAAGACCUUAGGACCCCUUCCAGUGUCUAAAGGGCUCUAGGAGUUGCUAGAGAGGCACUUUGGACAAGGGCCUGGAGCAACAAAACAAGUGGGAAGGGCUUCCCACUGCCAGAGGGCCGGGUGAGAUGGGAUCUUGGGAAGAAAUCCUUCCCUGUGAGGGCUGUGAGGCCCUGGCACAGGGUGCCCAGAGAAGCUGUUGCUGCCCCAUCCCUKGCAGUGUUCAAGGCCAGGUUGGAUGAGGUUUGGAGCAACCUGGUCUAGUGAAAGGUGUCCCUGCCCAUGGUAGGCAGGGGUUGGGAUUGGGUGACCUUUAAAAGGUCCCUUCUGACCCAUUCUAGGAUUUUUCAGCAGUAUGCCUAAAUGGCAGGUAUUUUUUUGAGCAGAAUAGGUAACAGCCCUUUACUCAUUUCUAUGACUCUUCUGGGGUAGAUGAAGAGACCAUUGUGGUCUGGUUUUGUCAAAAUUAAGUAGAAAAGGAUUUGAAAUACAUGUAGGUUCUUCUACAAUUUUUAGCAGCUUCGCUAUUGUGUAAUAUUGUAAAUAUUGUAAUAAAAAAUACUUUAUAUUGCACUGCAGCAAAUCUUUGUCCUUCAAGUAGCAUUUGCUGUGUUGAGAGGGAAACUACCUAUUGGUAGGGCUGUCUUCUUCAAUGAAUAAUUGGUCAUUUUUAUUGUUUUUGCUUUCAAAAAGCAAAGUUUCAUGAGAUACUAUUGAUGAAACAGUGAAUGUGUUGCCAGUCUCCAGUGGGACUACAGGAAACUUUAUAUUCCUGUUUCAAUGAUGAUACUGGAUACAUUUUCCUCAAUAACUUGAAGUUCUUAUCUCUGUCCCUGAAGUUUUACUCUACCUGUCAUAAAUGAUUGUUAUUCCCCACCCCCAGCUCUCUCAGCUGCUCCUGCUGCUCCACACCUGCUACUUCAUGAACUGGAGUUACACUGUCAAGGAAGU
Messenger RNA from Malurus melanocephalus (red-backed fairy wren), 3146 nucleotides. It is a transcript of the gene MAPK15, whose product is annotated as mitogen-activated protein kinase 15. The record is from RefSeq and is a predicted model, not a curated record. Gene Ontology annotation, biological process: intracellular signal transduction; protein phosphorylation. NCBI's taxonomy places the organism in Eukaryota, Metazoa, Chordata, Aves, Passeriformes, Maluridae. Gene Ontology annotation, cellular component: nucleus; cytoplasm. Gene Ontology annotation, molecular function: MAP kinase activity; ATP binding. The coding region runs from base 63 to 1742 and encodes 559 amino acids. The transcript has 13 exons.